This is a messenger RNA of Laccaria bicolor S238N-H82, 552 nucleotides long. RefSeq lists its product as uncharacterized. Lineage: Eukaryota; Fungi; Basidiomycota; Agaricomycetes; Agaricales; Hydnangiaceae. The record is from RefSeq and is a predicted model, not a curated record. The transcript has 3 exons. The coding region runs from base 1 to 552 and encodes 183 amino acids.
AUGACUCGCGCUCAUCGACGUUCAGCAUCUUGGUCGGGAAUUCCCAAAGCGGAAUUGUAUACAGCUUCGAAGCACGCCGUCCUGGGCAUGAUGAGGUCCCUCCAUAUACCCCUCGAGUUAAAGGGCAUCAGAAUUGCUGUCAUACAUCCCUUCUUCGCUGACACGGCCAUAGUUCCAAUUCCAGUGAAGCUUCUCCUGGCUGGAAUCCCACUUACGCCUGUUCCACGCAUAGCAGGUGCCAUUUUCUAUGCUGCUACCAACCCCGAUUCUACGACGAACGGUUGUGCAUGGCUUCUGCCCGACAAUGGCCCCGUCUUCCUGGUACCGAAGGAAGAAUUCAAACUCGGGGUAUACAAAAUGAUAGAUGACAGGGUGAACUCCCUUCUUGCGGGUGCAAAAGGAUUGCAAUACUACUCUCCUUUACUGUGUGACUUGUGGCGAAUAGCAGGCAAGCCAAUCGUGACCACCGGUUUAGGUGUUUUCUUGGCAAAAACUGUGUGGGAUAACAAGGAACUAAUUCUCCACAAUGCACGUACGUAUAUCCCCCAGUGA